Molecule: messenger RNA, 2122 nt
Organism: Nothobranchius furzeri (turquoise killifish)
Lineage: Eukaryota; Metazoa; Chordata; Actinopteri; Cyprinodontiformes; Nothobranchiidae
Gene: foxc1a
Product: forkhead box C1a
Biological process (GO): cell differentiation; regulation of transcription by RNA polymerase II; anatomical structure morphogenesis
Molecular function (GO): DNA-binding transcription factor activity, RNA polymerase II-specific; RNA polymerase II cis-regulatory region sequence-specific DNA binding
Source: RefSeq, a predicted model, not a curated record
GAAAGAAUUUAACUGCGCUAAAGUCCUGUGUUGGUGACGGAUGUCCAAAGUUCAGAACUUUUUCAUUGCGCGUCUCGCAUGGUCUCGAGGAUGGGGACGGCUUAAGCAGAGGCAGCUUUUUGAAUUUUAACAUCAGCAGCAGGAACUGUGAUUUGCGCGCCGCAGCACGAGAGAAACAGAGAAGUUGCGCAGACUUUUUGCACAUUUUGGAGCUAUACAUAUUUUCGCUUUUCAAAGAGAAGAAAUGCAGGCUCGCUAUUCCGUCUCCAGUCCGAACUCUCUGGGCGUCGUGCCCUACAUCAGCAGCGACCCGAGCUACUACCGGGCCGCGGCCGGCGGUGGGUACACGGGGAUGCCAACACCUAUGAACAUGUAUUCUCACGCGGCUCAUGAGCAGUACCCUGGAAGCAUGGCCCGGGCAUAUGGACCGUACACCCCCCAGCCUCAGCCCAAGGAUAUGGUGAAGCCCCCUUACAGCUACAUCGCCCUCAUCACCAUGGCGAUCCAGAACUCAGCCGACAAGAAGGUGACCCUGAACGGGAUAUACCAGUUCAUCAUGGAGAGGUUUCCGUUUUACCGAGACAACAAACAGGGCUGGCAGAACAGCAUCAGACACAAUCUGUCCCUCAAUGAGUGUUUUGUUAAAGUGCCUCGAGACGAUAAGAAGCCCGGAAAAGGCAGCUACUGGACCCUAGACCCGGACUCUUACAACAUGUUUGAGAACGGGAGCUUCCUGAGGAGGAGGCGGCGGUUCAAGAAGAAGGACGCGCUGAAGGAGAAGGAGGAGCGGCUGCAGAAGGACCUGCCGCCGAGGCAGCAGGGCCGGGACCCGGAGCAGGCGGUGCAAGGCUCUCAGCCCGUUCGGAUCCAGGAUAUUAAAACUGAGAACGGGACCGUGACGCCGCCGCAGGCAGAUUCUCCUUCUCUGAACACCGUGCCCAAAAUCGAGAGUCCGGACAGCAGCAGCAUGUCCAGCGGCAGCCCCCACAGCAUCCCCUCCAGCAGGUCCAUCGGCAUGGACAACUCCGAGCACCACCAGCACCACGGCCAGGCCUCUACGCAGGGCUUCAGCGUGGACAACAUCAUGACCUCUCUCAGGGGGUCUCCGCAAGGGGUCACCGAGCUCACUCCCAGCCUCAGCGCCUCCGCCCGGACAGGUAUUACCCCAUCUUUGUCCCUAAGCUACUCUCCAAACCAGGCAUCAGCCUAUAGCUCGCCCUGUAACCAAAACUCCAUCUCUACUACCUCCAACGCCACCUAUCAUUGUAACAUGCAAGCCAUGAGCCUUUACACUGGGGACAGAGCGAGCCACUUAGCACCGAGCACCACCGUGGAUGAGACGCUGCCAGAUUACUCAGUCACAACAACUUCAUCAUCCCUAACCCACGCCAAUCUCAACUCCGGCCAGGAGAGCCACCAUACCCACCAAGGGAGACUGGCCUCGUGGUACCUGAACCAGGCCGGAGACCUGGGCCACCUGGGCGCAAACUACCCUGCGCAACAGCAGAACUUCCAUUCAGUCCGAGAGAUGUUUGAAUCCCAAAGGAUUGGCUUGAAUAACUCACCGGUGAACGGGAAUAACAGCUGUCAGAUGUCAUUCCCACCGAGUCAGUCCCUCUAUCGCACUUCGGGAGCUUUCGUGUAUGACUGCAGCAAGUUCUGACCAAAGGAAAUCGGAAGGAAAAUAAAAUAAACUCUCAGUGUUUUUACCAAGAACUGUGUCAUAGAAACCCUGCCCUGACCUGGACUCAUGUGAGCCAAAAACAGACUUGAUCUCGGUUUUCCUAACAGAAAAGUGUUACUUCAGAUAACACGUAAGUCUCUCUUUUUGCUUUUGUGGCUCUGAUAUAUGCUAGUGACGUGUCACUUUUCUUGGACAUGUAAAUUGCAUAAAUAGUAAUUUAUUUCUAAACUGUAGCCGGAUGUUCUUAAAUGGACCAAAACACCCAGAAGUGUUUCUAAAUUGAAUUGCCUUAUUAGUCCAAACAGAUUUGCUCCAUUUAUGGAAAGAAAAAGUUCAACGUGUAUAUCUCCGUCAUGUUUUAAAUAUUCUUCCAUGUUAAAAAAGUAUUCUGAAGGAUUUGUUUGUUUUGUUUAAUAAAUUGUCAUUUUAUGUGAGUUA